Puntigrus tetrazona (Sumatra barb) is the source of this 993-nucleotide messenger RNA. It is a transcript of the gene rgcc, whose product is annotated as regulator of cell cycle. Gene Ontology annotation, biological process: regulation of cell cycle. The record is from RefSeq and is a predicted model, not a curated record. The transcript has 5 exons. The coding region runs from base 125 to 511 and encodes 128 amino acids. Lineage: Eukaryota; Metazoa; Chordata; Actinopteri; Cypriniformes; Cyprinidae.
UCCGGUCACCGCCCUCUCCCGGAGCCGGGCGAUAUUUAAAACAACCCCACCGAGCGCGCGGAGAAGCUCAGGCGACCGCUCCGACAUCGGAUAUUUGGGAGUUUAACGCGCUGACACGCAGAAGAUGAAGUCCCCGAAGAUAAAGUCACAGAGCAAACCGUUCCUCGAGGAGGACGACGACCUGAGCGCCGUGCUGUGCGAGUUCGACGCUGUCAUCGAGGACUUCACGUCCCCGGUGGAGAAGCGGCGCUUCAGGUAUGACGAGCACCUGAGAACCGUGAAGAGACGGAGCAGCGCGAGCGUCAGCGACAGCGGCAUCAGCGACUCCGAGAGCGCAGAGUCCUUGAACAGAAACAGCUUCAGCUUCAGCGACGAGAAGCUCAACUCUCCCAGCGUCUUCUCCCCCUCAUCAAACAGUCCCUUGGCGGCAUCUCCUAAACCUAAACUCGGAGACACUAAAGAGCUAGAGGACUUCAUUGCCGACCUUGACAGAACAUUAGCAAGCAUGUGAGCAAGAGACGGGGCGACUGGGGCCCACCGCGUUGUAGCUCCGCUGGGGGACGACAGCCAGACCUGAACUACUGUGAAGACGGAGAAGACAAGGUCAGGGCUGGGCGCGCCGAACGAAGACGUUCACGAAGACUUCGUGUAUACUUGCACCCACACAAACACUCAAAUGCAAACGCGUAAGAAAUACACUUCUGACAGGAAUGGCUGCGCUCUCCGAAAAACUUGAGCUGUAAGAUUAUUUAAAUAGCUUUUUAUAGAAAUAUAUUUUUAAUUUUAUAGAGUUGGUUAUUGUAAAUUUUACCUGUAAUACCAUUUUGUGAAUUUAUAUUUUUGUAUUUCAUGUAAAUAUCGUUUCAGCCUCGCUAUAAGCCUUUUCUGUCACGCGAGAGUAAACGUAAUACAUUAGAAAAACUGGAAAAGCAAUAACAACGUGUAUUUAAUACAACUAAUGUCUUCUAAGAGAUUAAAGUUGACCGAUUUCAA